Molecule: messenger RNA, 3015 nt
Organism: Oncorhynchus nerka (sockeye salmon)
Lineage: Eukaryota; Metazoa; Chordata; Actinopteri; Salmoniformes; Salmonidae
Product: divergent protein kinase domain 1A-like
Exons: 5
Coding region: 306-1592 (428 amino acids)
Source: RefSeq, a predicted model, not a curated record
GUUGUGCUGCUGGCAGAAUUACUGGUCAGCUGCACGAGCAAGACAGCAGCGCUGCCAGACCCGUGAACUGCGUAAAGGAGCCGGUCUUUGGCUCUACACAAAUGGAGAACUAAGAAUAAUUGGGUACCGGGAGAUGUUCGAUGUCAGAAUAUAUUUUGUGAAAUCUAGAAUGCGCUUAAAACGCAUUGGAAACUGAAAAUUGUGUAGCCUACGAACACGGACAGUCUCUUCAUGAGCUCCAGCUUCACUCCAUUUAUUUGGAUUCUCUUUCGCAGUUCCACGUAUUGAGAUGGUCUAUUUUUGUGAUGGCGAGAGGUCUGUUUCCACGGGCCUGGAUAAAGAAAUCAUUAUUUUUCCAGGCUCGCAUCUCCUUUGUGCGGGUGAAAUACCUGUUCCUCACCUGGCUGACGGUGUUUGUCGGGGGCUGGGUGAUCUAUGUCCAGUAUUCCAACUACACCGAGCUGUGCAGAGGACAUGAGUGCAAGAACGCCAUAUGUGACAAAUACAGGAGAGGCAUCAUUGACGGCUCGGCCUGCAGCAGCCUUUGUGACAAAGACACCCUCUACCUGGGCAGGUGCCUCUCCACCAGCCCCAACAACCAGGUGUACACAGGUGGCUGGGGUGACGUGGACGGGGUGAUCCGCUGCCAGGUGGGGGAGGUGCUGCACUAUGAGCUCGGAGAGGAGCCGGAGCCCCGGAGAGAGGCUGCAGUCUUCGACAAACCCACCCGCGGAACAUCUGUGGAGAAGUUCCGAGAGAUGGUCUUCAAUCACCUCAAGUCAAAACUGGGCGAGCAAGCUAAUCUGGCCAGCCUGGUGACCCAAAUACUCAGCGUCGCCGACGGCAACAAGGACGGCCACGUCUCGCUCCCAGAGGCCCGUUCGGCCUGGGCUCUUCUCCAGUUGGACGAGGUGCUGCUGGGCCUGCUCCUCCAGGAACGGGGCCACACCCCUCGUCUGAUGGGCUUCUGUGGAGACCUGUACGUGACCGAGAGGGUACCCUAUGGCCCCCUUUACGGUGUCAGCCUCCCCUGGCCCCUGGAAGCCUGGGUCCCCAGUGGGGCCCGACGCAGCAUGGACCAGUGGUUCACCCCCUCGUGGCCCCGCAAAGCCAAGAUCUCCAUGGGUCUCCUGGAGCUGGUGGAGGACAUCUUCCACGGCAACUACGGCAGCUUCCUCAUGUGCGACCUGAGCGCCGGCCACUUCGGCUACACGGACCGCCACGACCUCCGCCUCACCGACCCGCGGGCCAUCGUCUCUGAGGACACGUUCAGGCGAACCAUGCGCGCGCUGCACUGCGAGAAGGACGACGACUGCUUGUUUGGGGCAGACUGCCGGACGUCGUGCGACGUGGCUCAGAAACGAUGCAGGGAGGAGGUGACCCAGCCCAACCUGGCCAAGGCGUGCAGGGCUCUGAGGGACUACCUCCUGAGGGGAACACCGUCGGAGCUGAGGGAGGAGCUAGAGAGGCAGCUGUAUGCCUGCAUGGCCCUCAGGGGCUCAGCGGGCCAGAUGGACAUGGAACACUCGCUCAUCCUGAACAACCUCAAAGCUCUGCUGUGGAGACAGAUCUCUCAUACUAAAGACUCAUGAUGUAAUUGACAAGUCUGCUACUGGCACAUUGGCUUGGUUAGAGGAGCCUUUGGGGAAAUUAUUUCUAAAAACUCAACCACUUUGGUGGAUUGUUCAUUCAAGACGUACUAUAUUGUUUUAUCUACCACCUGUUUUUAUGCUGCAUUGGAGCUGUCAAAUCCACAAGCGGCUCCUGGCAUACCUAUUUGAAAGGAAAUUGAUGUGGAACUACCUUUUCGAAAGCUUUUUUUCACAACUUUGUUUUGUAGUAAAACAGAGGAAGAAAAGUGUUUCCAGUGACAUCGGUGAGCAUCGUGCAAUUUUAACCAUUAUAAGUAGACAUUGCCUACUAAUUGGUUGUCAUUGGAAAUCUUCCUUUUUUUAAAUUACUAAGUAACAAAUGUGCCAUUUUCACAUUUUUUCCUUAAAUUAAAACACUAAUUUCAGAUGUAGUCUACACCUCGAUUAGACGGAUGAAUGAUUUUCAAUUUGAGCUCAUUUCUAUAUAGCCUACAUUUUCUCGUUCUGAACUUCUAACGCGAGUGGCUUCAUGACAAUCGAAAGCAGCCGCUCACCGAUUUGACAGCUCCAUCUCAGACAAAACAUUAGCUAUGCGGGUGUGGGUGUCGGCUAUCGCUGGUUAAAGCUUGAUCCAAUUUAAUCUAGGCAUGAGUCGUUGGACUACCACAAUUCAUAUUCAGGAUGCUGGGAAACUGUAGAGAUAUUUGCUGUUUAUGAAGGAGCUCAUGGAACAUUUUGAAGCGAUAGUAUGAACUACACUUGCACAUUACAUGAAGACAAUGUGACCAAUAUAUCUGAGGAAAGCGUAUAUAAGCCUAUGGCUUUCUCCCAAUAAUCUUUCCUGCCAUGUUUUGAAAUGACCAGUAUUACCAGUUAGUCCAUACCUUGACUGAUCCUUUGCUUUUAGAUUCAUGGGAAGUAGUGGAACGAGUGUAUACUUCAGGAGGUAAGAUACUGGGACACACCCCAUGGAGUCAUCCACUUUGCUGGACGUUUCACCACCCUUCCUCACUUGAUGAUUUGUAUUGGCAUAUAGCAGUGCUGCAUCAACUGGACUAAUAAUUAGUCUCUUCUACACCCUCUGAUAAAUGCCAGUUUGCAUACCAUGAACAUUUGUCAUUUUCCAUUAUGUAGCAUCCUAGUGCCAUAUUCUGUACAAGCUAUAGAUCAUGCUGAAAACACCAGACUUGUUAUCUUCCACUAAAGGAGGUAGUGUACAUGAACUACAUUUGACUUGCUGUUUCUACGUCCUUAAACUCAAACUGUACAUCUUUUAAAAUGGAAACCCAGUCCGAUGUGGAUUCUGAAGGAGUUAAAUGCAGCUGUGACCUUCAGUUGAGGGAUGAAUUGCAAUGUAGAUGUAUGUUUACCUUGAAGUUUGAACCAGCAUGAUUUUGCACAAUAAAAACCACAUACCACUCAC